AUGACAGACUUUGAAAAGAACCUCCGCCAGGACAUGGUUUCUCAGCUGCAUAAUUUUGCUGCUGUUGGAGAUGCAGCCAAACUGAAAGCAUUACUCAGUCAUUCCCCGUCACUUAUUAAUGCAGCUGCAGAUAACGGCUGGACAGCCCUGAUGUAUGGUGCCAGAAAUGGACACUUUGAGGUUGUACGGAUUCUUCUUGAAGAAGGGUGUGACAGGUCCAUUGUUAAUAAAUCAAGGCAGACAGCUCUGGACAUUGCUAAAUUUUGGGGUUACAAACACAUAGCUAGUUUGUUGGCUAAUGUGAAGGGCGGGCAGAGGCCUGAUUUUUUGUCAAAUGAAGGGAAAGAACAUGAAAAUUAUUUUGGCUUGACACUUCUGGACAGGAGGAGUGAUAAAAGAACAGAUUCCAAGUGGCUAAGCAAAAAACAAAGUCAUCCAACUACAGUAUACAUCCUCUUUUACAACCUAAGUCCUUUGGUUACUUUGGGUAGGGGAAUAGAGAGCUCCCAGCAGCCAGAAGUAGAGCUCUGCAGACUGUACCACAAGGAUGUGGAGCAGUGCAUGAACCAAACUGAAGAAGGCAUCUUGAUUUUUCUUGGAGUUGAGCUUCAGUUCCACAUGAACCAGCUGGCUGCUUGCAAUGGAAGAGUUCUGCAAGAAGAUGAAGAGGAUGGGUUAGUUGCUUGGUUUGCUCUUAGUGUAGAUUCUGCUUCUGCUGAGAAAUUUAAAGAGAAACACGAGAACUGUUACUUUCUUCACCCACCAAUGCCAGCACUACUGCAGCUACCUGAAAAAGAAGCUGGAGUAGUAGCCCAGGCUAGAUCUGUUCUAGCGUGGCACAACCGCUACCGAUUCUGCCCGACCUGUGGGAGUACAACCAAGAUUGAAGAAGGGGGUUACAAGAAAACAUGCUUAAAAGAAGAUUGUCCCAGUCUCCAAGGUGUUCACAACACAUCAUAUCCAAGAGUUGAUCCUGUUGUGAUAAUGCAGGUCAUCCAUCCAGAUGGGAACCACUGCCUUUUAGGUAGACAGAAGAGGUUUCCCCCAGGAAUGUUUACCUGUCUUGCUGGAUUUGUUGAACCUGGCGAAACGAUAGAAGAUGCUGUUCGAAGAGAAGUGGAAGAGGAGGCUGGAAUCAAAGUUGGCCAUGUUCAGUAUGUCUCUUGUCAGCCAUGGCCAAUGCCCUCCUCCCUGAUGAUUGGCUGCUUAGCUGUUGCAGUGUCUACAGAAAUUAAAGUUGACAAGAAUGAAAUAGAGGAUGCCCGCUGGUUCACUAGAGAACAGGUUGUGGAGGUUAUCAUUAAAGGAAACCAGCGUUCUUUCUUUGUACCACCAAGUCAAGCUAUUGCGCAUCAGUUGAUAAAAUACUGGAUUGGAAUGAAUGCGAAUCUUUAA
Eurypyga helias (sunbittern) is the source of this 1395-nucleotide messenger RNA. RefSeq names its product nudix (nucleoside diphosphate linked moiety X)-type motif 12 (gene NUDT12). Gene Ontology annotation, molecular function: metal ion binding; NADH pyrophosphatase activity; protein binding. Gene Ontology annotation, biological process: NAD+ catabolic process; NADP+ catabolic process. Gene Ontology annotation, cellular component: cytosol. The transcript is spliced from 6 exons. Bases 1 to 1395 code for a protein of 464 amino acids. The record is from RefSeq and is a predicted model, not a curated record. Lineage: Eukaryota; Metazoa; Chordata; Aves; Eurypygiformes; Eurypygidae.